Messenger RNA from Coniophora puteana RWD-64-598 SS2, 944 nucleotides. Its product is annotated as Lumazine-binding protein. The record is from RefSeq and is a predicted model, not a curated record. Bases 27 to 770 code for a protein of 247 amino acids. Gene Ontology annotation, biological process: riboflavin biosynthetic process. The transcript is spliced from 4 exons. NCBI's taxonomy places the organism in Eukaryota, Fungi, Basidiomycota, Agaricomycetes, Boletales, Coniophoraceae. Gene Ontology annotation, molecular function: riboflavin synthase activity.
CUUUCUUUCUCUUUACUUGCAUCAAUAUGUUUACAGGGCUGAUUGAACACCUUGGACUCGUCUCCAAGGUAGAUCAUGACAGUGGUGGUUGUGCCCUCACGAUCUCUCAGUCCGCACCAAUUCUAGACGACUGCCACAUCGGUGAUUCGAUAGCAGUCAAUGGCGCUUGCCUGACCGUUAUCGAGUUCAAUCAGGAUGUAGAAGGCGGUUACUUCAAAGUAUGGCUCGCCAAUGAGACCUUGAGCCGAACGGAUCUAGGCAAGUCAUACUGCCGCAAAUAUUCAACGAUCACUUGGGAGCGUGUAGUUGGUGACCAGGUCAACCUGGAGCGCGCAAUGGGCUCACACGUGCGCUUUGGGGGACAUUUCGUGCAGGCCCAUGUCGAUACUACAGCUGUGGUUAUUGAUCAGGCGCCAGAUGGCGACUCUUUGCGCCUGCGUUUCCAGCUACCAGAGCCAACAUCGGACCGGCCAUCGCUGUUACCGUACAUCAUUCCCAAGGGAUAUGUCUGCAUCGACGGUGCUUCACUGACCGUCACUGAAGUUGAUGAUGCGCAAAGAACGUUUGGUAUCAUGCUCAUACAACAUACACAAGAGAAAAUCACUUUGGGGAAGAAGGCAAAGGGAUCAAAGAUCAAUAUUGAAGUCGACAUGGUGGGCAAAUACGUCGAGAAGAGUGUCCUUGCUGCUCUGGAAGGUGGGGGUAACCAGGUAUUGCGUACUUUCAUAGAGAAGAUCGUAGACGAGGCCCUUACACGGAAAGGGCUCUGAAAAGACGGCGGAAGCGCUAUAUUGUAAUUAAGUGUUGGAGAGGGCGUUUGAGGAAAUAAAGAUGGAACGGAUGCGUAUUCAUACUUUCCAUCCGGAUAUCAUUAAUUGUCUCUUGAUGUCCGGGAGCCAAGCGGAGUAGACCGUUUAUGUGAAUCUAUGGACUGCGACUGCGAC